AUGGAUGACCAUAAAACCCUAACGCAGCCCCAGCCUCAAAAAAGAACUGGCCAUGAGCCUUUUUACAAGCGACUGGAUACCCCACUUAAUACCAGACCAGCCUCGCCAUACACGCUGAAUCCCCCUAUCGACAAUGACGGCUUGUCGUGGCCCUCACUUGGUGCGCGGAACCGUUUGGAAGCUACUCCAGAAGAGGCUGAAGCCAGGGAAAAGAGAAUAGCCUCUGCUGUAAAGACAAUUCUCACUGAAUUGGGAGAAGAUGUUGAACGGGAAGGUCUACUUGAAACACCGGAAAGAUAUGCCAGAGCGAUGCUAUUUUUCACCAAGGGUUAUGAAGACAACAUUAAGGAUGUAAUCAAGAGAGCAGUAUUUGAAGAAGAUCAUGACGAAAUGGUCAUAGUUAAGGACAUUGACGUUUAUUCAUUGUGUGAACAUCACUUGGUACCAUUUUUCGGAAAGGUUCACAUAGGGUAUAUUCCGAACAAAAAAGUUUUAGGAUUAUCAAAACUGGCUAGGUUGGCCGAAAUGUACUCCAGGAGGUUUCAAGUCCAGGAGAGAUUGACUAAACAAAUUGCUAUGGCUGUAUAUGAGAUCCUGAAACCAAGGGGGGUCGCCGUCGUCAUGGAGGCCACUCAUAUGUGCAUGGUUAGUAGAGGAGUCCAAAAAGUUGGGGCAACAACAACUACUAGUUGUAUGUUAGGAUGUUUCCGAUCCCAGCAAAAGACCAGAGACGAAUUCUUGACGUUGAUAAAAUAA
Komagataella phaffii GS115 is the source of this 756-nucleotide messenger RNA. RefSeq names its product GTP-cyclohydrolase I, catalyzes the first step in the folic acid biosynthetic pathway. Gene Ontology annotation, molecular function: zinc ion binding; GTP binding; GTP cyclohydrolase I activity. Bases 1 to 756 code for a protein of 251 amino acids. Gene Ontology annotation, cellular component: cytoplasm. The transcript has a single exon. The record is from RefSeq and is a predicted model, not a curated record. Gene Ontology annotation, biological process: tetrahydrofolate biosynthetic process; tetrahydrobiopterin biosynthetic process. Lineage: Eukaryota; Fungi; Ascomycota; Pichiomycetes; Pichiales; Pichiaceae.